Molecule: messenger RNA, 3055 nt
Organism: Hydractinia symbiolongicarpus
Lineage: Eukaryota; Metazoa; Cnidaria; Hydrozoa; Anthoathecata; Hydractiniidae
Exons: 2
Coding region: 931-1332 (133 amino acids)
Source: RefSeq, a predicted model, not a curated record
CCAGGUUUUUUAAAUUCGGCAUCAACACAACAUGUUUUUGUUAUCAAAGAGUGUAUUUGUGAUGAGAUAAUGGCUCUUAAGUCCCUGUGUCCACUUCGAAUGGGUACCCAAAAGUUUUACUUUUUUUUUUUACUUUGUGUUUUCUUCAAUUUUUAGUGUACUAAUUAUACUGGAUAUUAUUAAACUAUAAACAGAGCAUGGCAUUGACUUCUUUCUUGUGUUCUUGUGUUCUGAAAUUUUAUUUCAGCUAUUUGGUUUUUUUCGUCAUGUUGAUAUAACAGAUACUAUUUAAUAUGUUGUUCUUGCAAGUUUUUGAUCUUAAUCAAGUUUGUGGAGAUCUAUAUAAGUUUUGGCUAAACAAAUUUUGCUGUAAUACUGCCUGACAUUAUGUAUGACAGGCCUAUCAAUAAGAAAAUAAUACCAGAGCUAUAAAUCGCUCUCCCAAGGUUACAAUAAUUUAAACUGGGCGAUUAAUCUGAAUAAAUAGAAUAACUUUAUAAACGCAUGUUUUAUUACAAAGUCUUUUUUAUCUAUUUUAUUUUAUCUUUUUUUAUAUAUUUUGGUUCUUUUUUACUGUAAAUAAUAGGAAAGGGAACAUUGAUUUCCAUGUAAGAUGAAUUGAUAUUGCUUGGCCAAAAAAAACUUUUUUGGGAAUUGGGGGAGCAAUUAAUGGCUCAGCUAGUUUCUCAUUUCUUAGAAUUGCCCGAGUCUUUGCGUGAGCAAGAGCAAUUGCUCUCCCCUUAUUGAUAGGCCUGGUAUGAUGGUUGUUCCAGUAUGAUAUUAGAAUAUUUCUUUUUUGGUUGCAUGUAGUUGAUGGUUGUCAGUUGAUUGGUGAAUGAAUUGGUGUGUGUUUGACAUAUUGCACUUGUACGCACAGUAUCAUACAAAAUUUUAUUUAGAUAGUACUGGUUUUAGCAUGGCAUCUUGAGGAUGGAAGAGUUUCCAUCAAUGAUAUUAAAUGAUGAUUGUUCAGAAUAUUGGUACCUUGAUCACGAACCGAAUUGUUUCAAAAAUCAUUGUUUUAAAAGUCCACAGGUGCUUUUCAUUACUUUUUAUUGCAUACAUCAUUCAUAUAGUGUGUCCAGUUUUUUAAUAAAUUAUAUUUUUUUUCAGAAAAUGGAAUCGGAUGGUGUACUGCAACUGUACCAACGUUUAAUUGAAAACUUCGGUGUCCGAUACAAUCUGUUUAUUGGGGAUGGAGAUGUAGUGCUUAUGCAAAUGUGGACAGAGAAAGGCCGUAUGGAGCAUCCUUUUUCGUUAAAAAAGAAGAAUGUGUUAACCACGUUAAGAAAAGAAUGGGUACGAAUUUGCGAAAGCUGGUCAAGGAUAUGAAGGGGAAAAAUUGGAUGACGGUAAAGGGUUGAGCGGUAAGGGACGCCUUACAAUCGCACGAAUCGAUGCUAUGCAAAAUCUUUUCAACCGCUCUAUAAGGAAUAGCAAAGGAGAUGUAGAAAAAAUGUUGUGCGAAACUUGGGCAAUUUUAAAACACUACUCAAGUACAGUUGAAAAAUGGCAACUUAAAAACUGUCCCAAGGGUAAUAACAGCUGGUGCAGUUAUCAAAGAGACAUUGCGACCGGGUCGAACAGUUAUAAACCUGUUAAAUGGCCGUUUUAAGAAGCCAUUGUAAAAUGUAUUACACCUAUUUUCAAUAGAUUAGCCAAUGUAAAGUUUUUGGAAGGAUGUAAAAAUUUGACUAAUCAAAACGUUAACGAGUGCUUCAACAGUGUUCUCUGGAACAUUUGUCGCAAAGUUCAGUACAACUCACCGAUGGAAAUGUCUCUUGGAUUGAGCUUGAGCUUUUUUAUUUAUAAUUCAGGAUUAAAAUAUACCCUACCUAAACUUCUUGAAUCAGCUGGAAUUAGACAUCACUCGUCAUCGCUCAUUCAAUUGACAAUGAGCGCAUUGAAAGUGGAGACAGUUCUGUUCGCGAGGAGACCAAAGUAGGAAGAAGAAAAAGAAAAUAUCGAGAAGUAAAAAGACAGGAUGUCUUCCAAAAAAAUGAAGGUGUUCAUUAUCAACCCCAAGGUUUCCACCCAAACGAACAUAAAAAAAUAUUUUUUAAUGCUUUUUAUUUUGUAUAUAUUUUACAUUUCUUAUAAAGUUUGCUGUAAUAAAGAUGGUAUCUGCAACUUAGUUUGCAAUCAAAUUUUGUGAGUAAACAUAUAGGGCUUACACAAGCUUACCCACAAAAUUUGAUUGCAAACUAAGUUGCAGAUCCCGAGUUAUUGAGUCGUCAGCAAAAAAAUGAGAGGCCUGGGACAAGCAAGCGAGUGUCAUUUUGGCAAAAAAAAUUAUGAUAAUCAAUUAACCUUUAUAAUAUCUAUGCAUUGAUAAAGUUUGAAUGCACACCCCUUAACAGGUCUAAAAUUACUGAUGAAAGAAAAUGUCCAAAUUUGCUAUUAAAAUGUGAAUAUCUUGAGAGCGAAAAGAGCUUUUUUAAAAAAAGACUUGUUAGCUAACUUUUUAAGCUCUAUAAUAUAAGUCCAACAUCAUUUUAUACAUCGGGUUCCCUUUAAGCUCUUUCCAGUGACCUAUGUGUUAUCAUCAAAGUUAAAUGUUCAAUUUUGGGUCUGGAAAUGCUACCUUUGUUUACAUUUGCAGUGGUAAGUUCUUUUGACUCUGCCAGCUGACUUGUAAGGAAAAAAUUGGGGCGUUAGGGAAAGCAAAGUUAUUUUGUCCAUUUUGUCACACAAAAUCAUUGUUUUAAGACUUGAAUUUUAAAUAAAUUAGAAGGCAUCAGUAUAUACUUUGAUAAUAGUUUAAAACCUCAAGCAAUGUUUCCGUGAGAAGAAAUACACAGGAAAAGAUCUCUCUUUUUGCCAAAUCCUAGCAUCUUUUUUCCUGUCACGCGAAUGCCAGAGGCAAAUAGCUUUCUGCUAAACAGUAAACAAAUAAUGUCACUCAUAAAUUAAAGUACUGGUACGCAAUAGCAGAAACCAUCAAGUUCUUUUUUACUUAUAUAUAGGAACAUAUAUUUUGGUCAGGAUUUAUUUUGAUUGAUCUAAGGAAAUUCACUUUUUUAAACGAAUUUUUUGUCUAGCAUGAAUUCUAUUG